AUUUCUGUUUUGCAGCCGUUUUGACGAACGUCGCCGUAGGGAAAGGAUCUACUUGAGAACGUGGUGUGUUACUGAAGAACGUUGAAGAUACAUUGAACAGAAGCUCUCGUAAGAGCUUCUUGCCUUUUACUUAUUUUCUACAACUAAAUUUUAAAAUAUUCUUCUGCCGCUUAUCUCGCCACGUACUCCCAUUCCUUUCUUACGUUAUUCCACCGAGAGAAUGUUGAAUGGAUUUGAUCGACAUUUAAUGACUGCACGAGGCAGCGGGCGAGCGAGGGCGCCGGCGUCUCUGAUUUCUACGCUCGAGCCACAGACCUUGAAAGCACCCCUCGGCCACCGUUCUCAAGCACACCGAGAAGUCACCGACGACGUUGCGUCGAAAUAUGGGCGCGAAAAGUUUCUUUUUCGAUUAGUAAAGAGAAUUUGGGGAUUUUUUCAGGACAAUACGAAAAUUGUAUCAUCUUUAAAUGAACACUAA
This is a messenger RNA of Gryllus bimaculatus (two-spotted cricket), 478 nucleotides long. The record is from the annotation of a GenBank genome assembly. Lineage: Eukaryota; Metazoa; Arthropoda; Insecta; Orthoptera; Gryllidae.